Messenger RNA from Beauveria bassiana ARSEF 2860, 1836 nucleotides. Its product is annotated as autophagy protein Atg22. Gene Ontology annotation, biological process: amino acid transmembrane export from vacuole. The coding region runs from base 1 to 1836 and encodes 611 amino acids. The transcript is spliced from 2 exons. Lineage: Eukaryota; Fungi; Ascomycota; Sordariomycetes; Hypocreales; Cordycipitaceae. The record is from RefSeq and is a predicted model, not a curated record.
AUGCCGCCAAACGCGUCUCGCCCCAGCCUGGCUGACCGACGACUUCUGUCCAGCAUCUCCGUCGCCUCCAAGCACUCCCGCCUCUCCUUUGCCACCUCGUCCUUUGAAGCAGACGAUGAGCGCUCGUCUUCCAACGCAAGCAUGAGCUCUGACGAAAGCGACCCCCGGACACCACCGCCCGGCGGCCUUGUUCCCCACUACGCUGGGCACGACGCCCGGCCAACCAGCCGCAAGGAGAUUCACGGCUGGUACAUAUACGCAUUCGCCGCCGAGGUCAGCGACAGCAAAAAUAAAGACGACGGCCAGUGUGUCGUCUAUGUCCUCGGACUUGUCAUAAACACCGCCAGCUUCGCCAUGUACACUUUUUCCGUCAGCGUCCUAGCACAAGCCCUCCUGGUGGUCAGCAUCAGCUGCGCCGCCGAUCACGGCAGUUAUCGAAAAAAGAUGCUUCUCGCGUUUGCUUGGAUCGGCAGCAUUUGCGUCAUGGGCUUCCUAUUCAUCAACAAAUCGCUAUACCUUCUCGGCGCCAUACUCACCAUCAUCUCAAAUACGUCAUUCGGAGCAUCCUUUGUCUUGCUCAACUCGUUUUUGCCGCUGCUCGUUCGCAACCAUCCGACGCUACUUGCAGCCAACGCGCCUGCCACGCCCGAGUUUACCGAUUCCGCUUUAGGGUCGUCACAAUGGCAGGAUUCCGCAGACGACUUGGCCAACUCGACAUCUGCGCUUCUACCCGACGAAGCCGCGACGAGGGACGGGUCCAAACCGCGGCCGACUCACGCAGAAAUUACGUCGCAAGAGCUCAAGCUAUCCACCACAAUCUCCUCAAAGGGAAUUGGCAUCGGCUACCUCGCCGCCUUGUUUGUUCAAUGCCUCGCUAUUGUAAUAAUUAUUGCCAUGAAAAAUACGACUUGGUCACAGCGGGUGGCAUUGUUUGUCGUAGGCUGUUGGUGGACCAUCUUCACCAUCCCAGCCGCGCUGUGGCUUCGACCACGACCUGGCCCGCCACUGACCAUUCAUGGUCGCUCCGAAGGCAUUUCUUGGAUAUCAUAUCUUGUAUACUCUUGGAAAUCUCUCUUCGAAACAGUGCGUGUUGCGCGCCGACUUCGCGACAUUGUGCUUUUCUUGGCGGGCUGGUUUCUUCUGUCCGAUGCCAUUGCGACAACCUCCUCCACUGCCAUCCUAUUUGCCAAAACACAGCUCCACAUGAAACCCUGGGCGCUAGGCAUGAUCAACGUAAUUUCGACAGCCUCGGGUGUGUUCGGCGCCUUUGGCUGGUCGUGGGUCUCCAAUUUCUUCGGCCUCAAGCCGCACCAGACCAUUCUCGUCUGCAUCUGCCUCUUUGAGCUCAUCCCCAUCUACGGCCUCAUGGGCUAUCUGCCAUUUGUCCAGCGCUGGGGCGUUCUCGGCUUGCAGCAACCAUGGGAAAUGUACCCUCUCGCUGCCGUCUACGGCCUCGUCCUCGGCGGUCUCGGCGCCUACUGCCGCUCCCUCUACGGCGAGCUGAUACCGCCUGGCUUUGAGGCGGCCUUCUACGCGCUCUACGCCAUCACCGACAAGGGAUCCAGUAUUUUCGGGCCGACGAUUGUGGGUCGCAUCAUUGACAAGACGGGCAGCAUCCGGCCUGCGUUUUGGUUUUUGGGUGCAAUUGUCGCGCUGCCGGCGCCGCUGAUUUGGAUGAUCAACGUUGAGCGCGGCAAGCUCGAUGCCGGCAGAGUCGCGCAAGCGUUGGAAGGAGUUGUGGCGGAUACACAUUCAGAGGAGGGAGGCGACGAGGAGAGACAUGCCAUACUCGGGCAUGACGAGGAGCGCGACUCGGAAGAGACGGCAAGAUGUUAA